This is a messenger RNA of Naumovozyma castellii, 1284 nucleotides long. RefSeq names its product succinate--CoA ligase (GDP-forming) subunit beta (gene LSC2). The record is from RefSeq and is a predicted model, not a curated record. Bases 1 to 1284 code for a protein of 427 amino acids. The transcript has a single exon. NCBI's taxonomy places the organism in Eukaryota, Fungi, Ascomycota, Saccharomycetes, Saccharomycetales, Saccharomycetaceae.
AUGUUUUCCAAGACAGUUAAAGCAAAUUUCAGCAAAGUAACACCGAUCCUCAAGGUCAAGAGGAACCUGUCCAUUCAUGAAUUUCGUUCUAGUGAGUUACUUCAACGUUAUCACGUCGGGACACCUCGAGGUAUAGUCGCCUUCACGCCAGAUGAGGCAUUCCAGGCUGCUAAACAGUUAGGGUUCAAAGAUAUGGUCGUUAAGGCACAAGCUCUAACUGGUGGUAGAGGUAAGGGUCACUUUGAAUCUGGGUAUAAGAGUGGUGUUCAUAUGGUUAAGACACCAGAGGAAGCUCGUCAAGUUGCCUCUGAGAUGAUUGGUAAGAAAUUGAUAACUAAACAGACAGGUGCUAAGGGUAAAAUUGUCUCCUCGGUAUUUAUUGUAGAAAAAUGUGACGUUAAACAUGAAAGUUAUUUGUCUAUCUUGAUGGAUAGACAAGUUAGGAAACCAUUAAUUAUUGUCUCCAAAGAUGGGGGUAUGAACAUUGAAGACAUUGCCAAGGAAAACCCUGAUUCCAUCAAGAAAUUUUAUGUGGAAAAUUCCAGUAAGGAAUUAGAUGAUGUCAUUGCGCAUAAAGUGGCUCAAAAUUUAGGAUUCCAAGACGGGUUGAUUGAAGAUGCUGCCAAGAUGGUUAAGAAUUUGUAUAAGAUUUUCCAAGAAAAGGAUGCUACUCAAAUUGAAAUCAAUCCUAUAAGUGAAAUUGUAAACCAUGAAGGUAAACCUGCUGUCGCCUGUAUGGAUGCUAAAUUUGGAUUCGAUGACAAUGCUUCCUUUAGACAAAGUGAAAUUUAUAAUGAAUGGAGAGAUUUAUCUCAAGAGGAUCCUAAUGAAGUUGAAGCUAAGAAAUAUGAAUUAAAUUUUGUUAAAUUACAAGGUAAUAUCGGUUGUCUAGUCAAUGGUGCUGGUUUAGCCAUGGCAACCAUGGAUGUUAUUAAAUUGUAUGGUGGAGACCCAGCUAAUUUCUUGGAUUGUGGUGGUGGUGCUACUCCAGAAACUAUUAAGAAGGGUUUUGAAUUAAUCUUAUCCAAUGAGAAAGUCGAUGCCAUUUUUGUUAAUAUAUUCGGUGGUAUUGUUAGAUGUGAUUUUGUUGCUAUGGGUUUAGUUGCUGCCGCUAAGGAGCUAGGUGUUACAGUACCUAUUGUAGCAAGACUACAAGGUACUAAUUUAGAAGAGGGGCAAAAGAUUAUUAAGGAUUCCGGUGUAAAAAUUUAUUCCUUUGAUCAAUUAGAUCCUGCUGCCAAGAAGGCAGUUGAGUUAGCCUCCACUCAUUAUGCUUCCAGGUGA